Molecule: messenger RNA, 5957 nt
Organism: Striga asiatica
Lineage: Eukaryota; Viridiplantae; Streptophyta; Magnoliopsida; Lamiales; Orobanchaceae
Source: the annotation of a GenBank genome assembly
UAUCAUCUCAUCCCCUAUUCAAUCAAAUCGAAAGGGCACUAUCGUCUUUUCACAUCGGUCAAACAUUUCUCAUUUCACCUGCAUCACCCCCCUUCGCGAUCCAAAAUGCUCCACAGCUUCUCACUCCUCGCCCCCUCUCUCUAGAUCCGCCACCACCGCCGCCGCCAUUUGCCACCACCACCAUCGCGGCCGCGUGAACACCUAGGCUUCCUAACCGCCGCCACUCACAUUACCCACGUCGGGCUUGGCAGCUCCAUCGCCGUCUCCGAUCGCCGGGAAUGGCUUCUCCGGAAGCCGAUUCCCGCCUGAACCAAGCUCUGAUCCCCUCCCUCGAGAAGAUCAUCAAGAACGCAUCGUGGCGGAAGCACGCCAAGCUCGCCGCGGAGUGCAAAUCGGUCGUCGAGCACCUCACCUCGCCCAACCAAAACCCUACCCCUCCCACAACCCCGGCGUCUCCCUCCGGCCAAUCGGAUUCCGAUGCGUCGUCCCAUCCCGGCGUCCUCCUGGAUCUCUCCCUGGCGGAGUCCGACAUCGUUCUCAGCCCGAUAAUCAACGCCCUCUCAGCCAACUACGCCAAGGUCUCUGAACCCGCGCUCGAUGCAGUGCAGAGAUUGAUCGCCCACGGGUACUUGCACGGCGAGGCGGACCCCAGCGGUGGGCCCGACGCCAAGCUGCUCUCCAAAUUGAUUGACUCCGUCUGCAAAUGCCACGAUUUGGGAGAUGAGAAUGUGGAGCUGUUGGUGAUCAAGGCGCUCCUGUCGGCCGUCACAUCUGUCUCCCUGCGGAUACACGGUGAUUGUCUGCUGCAAGUGGUGAGGACUUGUUACGACAUUUACUUGAGUAGUAAGAACGUGGUGAACCAGACUACUGCCAAGGCUUCGUUGGUCCAGAUGCUCGUUAUAGUGUUCCGGAGAAUGGAGGCUGAUUCAUCCACAGUGCCGUUGCAGCCCAUUGUGGUGGCGGAGCUGAUGGAGCCACCUGAGAAGGGAGAUGCGGAUGGCUCCAUGACUGUAUUCGCCCAGGGUUUUAUUACUAAGAUAAUUCAGGACAUUGACGGGGUUUUCAGCCCUAGUACACCUAGAGGUGGUGCGGGAUCAGGAAUUCGGGUGCAUGAUGGGGCCUUUGAUACUAAGACCUCAACAGUGGAGGGUACAAAUCCAGCAGAUUUGUUGGAUUCUACGGAUAAGGAUAUGUUGGAUGCUAAGUAUUGGGAGAUUAGUAUGUAUAAGACAGCACUGGAGGGAAGGAAAGGGGAGUUGGCGGAAGGCGAGGGAGAAAGGGAUGAUGAUAUGGAGGUUCAGAUUGGAAAUAAGUUGAGAAGGGAUGCUUUCUUGGUUUUCCGGGCUUUGUGUAAGCUCUCUAUGAAGACUCCACCCAAGGAUGCGGCUUCUGAUCCUCAGGCGAUGAAGGGGAAGAUUGUGGCAUUGGAGUUGCUCAAGAUUUUGUUGGAAAAUGCUGGGGCUAUAUUUAGGACUAGUGAAAGAUUUUUAGAUGCCAUAAAGCAGUACUUGUGCUUGUCACUGUUGAAGAACAGUGCUUCAACCCUUAUGAUCGUUUUCCAGCUUUCUUGCUCCAUAUUUAUAAGCCUGGUAUCAAGAUUUAGAGCCGGACUGAAAGCAGAAAUUGGUGUAUUUUUUCCUAUGAUAGUCCUUCGAGUAUUGGAAAAUGUUGCACAACCGAAUUUUCAGCAAAAAAUGACUGUCCUUCGGUUUCUAGAGAAGCUGUGCUUUGAUUCGCAGAUCUUGAUAGACAUAUUCCUUAAUUAUGACUGUGAUGUUAAUGCUUCCAACAUAUUUGAGAGGAUGGUCAAUGGGCUUCUUAAAACUGCCCAAGGAGUUCCACCUGGUGUUGCGACUACCCUUCAGCCUCCUCAAGAUGCUGCUUUGAAACUAGAGGCUAUGAAAUGCUUGGUUGCUGUUUUGAGGUGCAUGGGUGACUGGAUGAACAAACAACUGCGAAUCCCAGAUUCUCAUAGUCCAAAGAAAUCCGAUGCUGUUGAAACUGAUCCUGGAAGUCCUCCAGCAAAUGGCAACACUGAUGAGCCCACGGAAGGAUCAGAUGCUCACUCUGAACCCUCCAGUGAAAUUUCUGAUGUUUCAACUCUUGAGCAGCGUCGUGCAUACAAACUUGAGCUUCAGGAAGGUGUCUCUCUUUUUAACCGAAAACCAAAGAAAGGCCUUGAAUUCCUGAUAAAUGCAAAUAAGGUGGGAGACUCAGCCGAAGAAAUAGCAGAUUUCCUUAAAAAUGCAUCUGGUUUGGAUAAAACUCUGAUUGGUGACUAUUUGGGUGAAAGAGAUGAGUUGUCUCUGAAAGUGAUGCACGCAUAUGUGGAUUCCUUUGAUUUCCAAGGCAAGGAGUUCGAUGAGGCAAUCAGGGUCUUUUUACAGGGAUUUAGAUUGCCUGGUGAGGCACAGAAAAUUGAUCGUAUUAUGGAGAAGUUUGCUGAACGGUACUGUAAAUGUAACCCAAAGGUGUUUACUAGUGCUGACACUGCAUAUGUGCUUGCCUACUCAGUUAUAAUGCUGAAUACUGAUGCCCAUAACCCUAUGGUGAAGAAUAAGAUGUCAGCUGAUGAUUUUAUAAGGAACAACCGUGGGAUUGACGAUGGAAAAGACCUGCCGGAGGAGUACCUGAGAUCAUUGUUUGAGAGAAUAUCAAGAAAUGAGAUUAAAAUGAAAGAAGAUAAUUUGUCCAUUCAACAGAGGCUGUCUGUGAACUCUAACAGAGUUUUAGGCUUAGAUAGCAUUCUGAAUAUAGUGAUCCGAAAGCGAGGGGAAGACAGUAUGGAGACCAGUGAUGACCUUAUGAGACACAUGCAGGAGCAAUUCAAAGAAAAAGCUCGCAAGUCAGAGUCAAUUUAUUAUCCUGCUACAGAUGUGGUGAUUCUCAGGUUCAUGAUUGAAGCAUGUUGGGCUCCGAUGCUGGCUGCUUUCAGUGUUCCUCUUGACCAAAGUGAUGAAGAAGUUGUAAUAUCACUUUGUUUGGAAGGUUUCCGUAGCGCAAUUCAUGUUACUGCAGCAAUGUCAAUGAAAACUCAUAGAGAUGCUUUUGUUACAUCUUUAGCAAAAUUUACAUCUCUCCACUCACCUGCAGAUAUUAAACAGAAAAACAUUGAUGCGAUCAAGGCUAUAGUUACAAUAGCAGAUGAGGAUGGGAAUUAUUUACAAGAGGCUUGGGAACAUAUUUUAACUUGUGUGUCACGGUUUGAACAUUUGCAUCUGUUGGGCGAAGGUGCUCCCCCAGAUGCUGCCUUCUUUGCUAUCCCACAAAAUGACUUAGACAAAUCUAAGCAGACCAGAUCAAAUAUUCUCCCUGUUUUAAGAAAGAAAGGACCUGGGAAGAUUCAUAAUGCAGCUUCUGCAGUUAGAAGGGGUUCGUAUGAUAGUGCAGGUGUUGGUGGUAGUGCAGCUGCUGGAAUUACAUCUGAGCAGAUGAACAACUUGGUCUCUAAUUUAAACAUGUUGGAACAAGUUGGUGAAGUAAAUCGCAUAUUCAUAAGGAGCCAAAAGCUAAACAGUGAGGCAAUAGUUGAUUUUGUGAAGGCUUUGUGCAAGGUGUCCAUGGAUGAACUGCGAUCCACAUCUGAUCCGCGGGUGUUCAGUCUUACAAAGAUAGUUGAGAUUGCGCACUACAACAUGAACCGCAUCAGACUUGUGUGGUCCAAAAUCUGGCUUGUACUCUCUGAUUUUUUUGUGACAAUUGGCUGUUCAACAAACCUGUCUAUUGCAAUAUUUGCAAUGGAUUCUUUGCGCCAAUUGUCAAUGAAAUUCCUGGAGAGAGAGGAAUUGGCUAAUUAUAACUUCCAGAAUGAGUUUAUGAAGCCUUUUGUAGUUGUGAUGCGCCAGAGUAAUGCUGUUGAAAUCAGGGAAUUGAUUAUCAGAUGUGUUUCCCAGAUGGUGUUAUCCCGGGUGAAUAAUGUCAAGUCAGGAUGGAAGAGCAUGUUCAUGGUGUUUACAACAGCUGCUUAUGACGACCAUAAGAACAUUGUUCUGCUUUCCUUUGAAAUAAUCGAGAAAAUUGUGCGUGAUUAUUUCCCAUAUAUCACUGAAACUGAAACAACCACUUUCACGGACUGUGUAAAUUGCCUGAUCGCUUUCACCAAUACUCGAUUCAACAAAGAAAUCAGUCUUAAUGCCAUUGGUUUCCUUCGAUAUUGUGCUGCAAAACUCGCUGAAGGAGAUCUAGGCAAGGAGACUUCUGAAAAGGUGCCCCCUUCCCCUCAGAAAGGAAAAGACACGAAACUUGAUAAUGCAGAACCCAAGGAUAAAGUGGAUCAUCUCUAUUUGUGGUUUCCAUUGUUGGCAGGUUUAUCUGAACUAAGUUUUGACCCGAGGUCCGAAAUUCGAAAGAGCGCCUUGCAAGUACUCUUUGAUACUCUACGCAACCACGGCCAGCAUUUUUCCUUAGCCUUGUGGGAAAAAGUGUUUGAGUCCGUCCUGUUCAGAAUCUUUGACGAUGCCCGGCGUGCUAUCGACCCAUCCGGUGACAACACGCCAGGUCGCAUCCCUAAUGGUGACAUGGAAGAUCUCGAUCAAGAUUCAUGGCUUUACGAAACAUGCACUUUGGCUCUACAACUUGUGGUUGACCUAUUCGUUAAUUUCUAUGAUACGGUCAACCCCCUUCUGAAGAAGGUGCUGAUGCUGUUAGUCAGUUUCAUAAAACGUCCACAUCAGAGCCUUGCCGGUAUUGGUAUUGCGGCUUUUGUCCGCCUGAUGAGCAAUGCUGGGGAGAUGUUCUCUGAGGACAAGUGGUCUGACGUGGUCUCGUCUCUCAAGGAAGCAGCCAAGGAGACACUUCCCGAUUUUUCCUUUGUUCUUGACGAGAACAGCGGAAUGUGGGCCCACGAGGACUCGAAUGGAGAUGGUAACGAAGAAUCGACUGAGGCAAUCACUGGCGAUGAGGAUUCUGAAAGUAGGUUGAGGAGACAGCAGCUGUAUGCUGCUAUCUCCGAUGUCAAGUGCCGAGCUGCCGUUCAGCUGUUGUUAAUACAGGCCAUAAUGGAGAUCUACAGCAUGUACCGACCCCACCUCUCGGUUCAAAACACCCUCAUCUUAUUCGAGGGCGUGCAUGACGUGGCAUCCCACGCCCACAAGACUAACAGCAACACAACCCUACGCCUCAAGCUCCAAGAACUCGGGCCCAUGACCCAGAUGCAGGACCCACCCGUUUUACGUCUCGAAAACGAGUCUUACCAGAUUUGCCUCACCUUCCUACAGAACCUCAUUCUCGACCAGCCUCCUAAUCAUCACGACGAAUCACAGGUCGAGUCGUAUCUCGUUGACCUGUGCUUGGAGGUCCUUCAGUUCUACAUCGAGGCCGCGUCCUCGCCUGACUCGUCAGACGGGCGGGCCAGGGCCCACUGGAAUGUACCUCUGGGGUCCGCCAGGAGGAGGGAGCUGGCUUCGCGGGCCCCACUCGUUAUCUCGACCCUGCAGGCUAUAUCCAGCUUAGGCGAAACUUGGUUCGAGAGGAGCUUGCCCGGGUUUUUCCCGCUGCUUGCUAGUUUGAUUAGCUGUGAACACGGAUCUGCCGAGGUCCAGCUGGCGUUGAGCGACAUGCUGAGCUCGACGGUAGGGCCCGUUUUGCUGCGGGCAUGUUGAUACGCAGCCACGUUCAGGGCUCGGGGAUGUAUGAUGAUAAAUUUUUAUCGAGAUUUUUUUUUUUUAAUCUUUGUUUUUACAAUAAUUGCUUUUGAAAUAUAGGGUUUGUGGUGUAUGGGAAGUUAAUCAGGAGGUGAAAAAGUGUUUUGUAUGUGUAGUUUUUGUGCAAGAUUAUAUCUGUUCAGUAUUUUGUACUCUGGUGGUGCUAAAUUUUUCAAUUCGGUUAUAUUUUUUAGUACAAUGUUUGUAGCAAUACAUUAGUUUCUCUGCUAUUUGAUUUUGUUCAUUGUCAUAGUCGCGAUUUCUGGUCUGGAACUUCUAAUUGUUGAUAAUUCUAUGCCUGGAACUUUGAGAUUG